This is a messenger RNA of Striga asiatica, 701 nucleotides long. Lineage: Eukaryota; Viridiplantae; Streptophyta; Magnoliopsida; Lamiales; Orobanchaceae. The record is from the annotation of a GenBank genome assembly.
AUUAAAUAAAAACACCCUUUAAAUAAAAAUUUCUCUAUAUUAUUACCCCAACCCCCAAAAUUCAAAGCUAUCAACCAAAACCCAUGGGCGAGGAAGAGAAAAACGAGCCAAUUACCUUCCCGAAGCUCAGAUUUCCAUUUCUACCCCUAUCCUCCGCCGCCACGCAUUCGCCGGACCACCACCACCAGCCGCCGCCGCUCGAGACCCAGGCUUCGGUGCCGUUCAAGUGGGAGGAGCAGCCCGGGAAGCCCCGACCCUGCACCGACAUCAUAACUGUACCCGAACCCGGAUCCGGACCCGCCAAGCUCCCGGAGCCCCCUCCUUGCCGGCUAAUGCUCCUCGCUGACUCCGGCGGCGGGAGAAUUACCAAGAUGCCCUCGCCCACCACGGUUCUCGACGGACCGUACGUGUACAGCGUGGUCCGGCCAAGGUUCUCCUCCUUCCGGCUCUUCAGGGAGCCGUUUGACGGCGGCGGCGACAGCCCCCGCGGCUCCGUGGACGGGCUGGUCGGAGACGGUGGGGCCCACAAGAGAAAGGGGUUUCUUGGCCGGGGCUUGAGGUUCAAGGGCGAUGGGAGAUUGAUGGAAAGUGGCAGGGGUAGUUUGGGGUUUUCAUCACCGGCCUCGGCUGAGGGGAAGCUGAAGAGAAAUGGAAGCUUUACGAGCCUCUCACAACCUGCGUCUCCUCGUCUCUCUGAUUGA